Molecule: messenger RNA, 738 nt
Organism: Cladophialophora carrionii CBS 160.54
Lineage: Eukaryota; Fungi; Ascomycota; Eurotiomycetes; Chaetothyriales; Herpotrichiellaceae
Exons: 2
Coding region: 1-738 (245 amino acids)
Biological process (GO): regulation of transcription by RNA polymerase II
Cellular component (GO): mediator complex; core mediator complex
Molecular function (GO): transcription coregulator activity; RNA polymerase II cis-regulatory region sequence-specific DNA binding
Source: RefSeq, a predicted model, not a curated record
AUGGCCGAACUCACAACAGACCAAGUCAGAUCUCUUGAUCUGACCAGGCAGAGAUUGCUAGCCCUUCAUCAAUCGCUUGUCUCGCUCAGAGACAGCCUGGGAAACGCGAAUCCAAUCCCUUCCUUGCCAGAGUUGCAAACUCAUGCACAACUCAUAUCCAAUAAUCUCCAGACCAUCACCUCGCAGCUGGGAGAGGCUGGCGAACUGUUUCGAUCCACUGUCGCCUUCCCCACGCCACAAUUUCCCGGCGUGAAAAGCCAGAAUAUCUUGGAUGCAUUACUGAGGAGUAAAUUUGAGCCGAACAUAGAGGACUGGGUCAAGGAAGGAGAAGACAUUGCUGCUCGACAGCGAAAGACUACGUCUCGUGGACUCUCAGAAAGUGAGCGUAACGAUUUGUGGCAGUGGGCUCCUGGUGCAGCAAACUCAGCUGCAAGAAAACAGACUUGGGGUGGAGACUACACGCGGGCUGAAAUGCAAGGAGGCAUUGAGAAUGUAGUGACUGGUCUACGAAGGCAGCUGGUUGAACCCCCAGAGGGCGAGGACGAGGAGGAAGCCGACGAUGACGACGAUGAGUAUGAGGUAACCGAUGAGGAGGGAGAAGAGGGAGCCGAGAUGGACAUCGAGAAGCAGCAACCGAAGCCCGAAUCCAAAUCGAUUCCAGAAACUCAGACAGCUCCGCCUACACCUGGUCUGAUGCCUCUCGCGAGUAUUCACAAAUUCAUGACGACGGGACGAUGA